AUGACAGACAACUCCCAGAGAGAAUUCCAACAGGUGGUCCGCCGCUACAGUCGUGAAAAGAAGGAAUUGCAGGCUCACAUCCAAACCCUUAAGAACUCCAUCACAAAGAAUGACAGUGAUAGGAGAAAACAGUUGCUUCUCCAUAUUGCCCGCCUUGAGGCCAAAAUGGAGCAGAGACACCAACGAGAGUUGGAGGGAUUCGAAGAUGAGCUCAACCCCAGCCUGGAAUCCAUUACAACCAACCUCAUGAAAAUGAACCUCGAGAACCUGUCUCCUCCUCGCUCGGUCAAGGCCAUGAAAAGACGUGAAAGAAGAGCUGCAUUAGCUACAUAUGGCCGUGAGGAAGAAGACAAGAUCUCUGCCAUUCUGGGACCCAAAAAACUGGAGAUGAAGGCUAUCCCCGCCGACGGCCACUGCAUGUACCGUGCCAUCCAGGAUCAGCUGGUGUACUCGGUGACAGUGCAGAGCCUGCGCUGCCAUACGGCCCAAUACAUGCGCGAACACAUCGACGACUUCCUGCCAUUCUUCGUCGAACCUGAGGCCGGUAACUUCACCCACGAGGACUUCCUGAGGUACUGUGAUGACAUCGUGCACAGGGCCUCGUGGGGAGGCCAGCUGGAAUUGAGAGCUUUGUCGCACGUCCUUGAGACUCCCAUCGAAGUGGUGCAGGCCAACUUGACCAUCAUCAUCAUCUGAGAGGAGUACAAGAAGAAGCUGCUCAUCCUCGUCUACCUGCACUAUGCCUGUAAAUUCGGGAAGCACUACAACUCCGUCAAGCCCAUUGAAGCCUCCGGUGCUGUAGGAGGCAAGGCACCUCGCCUCUUCUAG
Messenger RNA from Nannospalax galili (Upper Galilee mountains blind mole rat), 828 nucleotides. RefSeq names its product OTU deubiquitinase 6A (gene Otud6a). Lineage: Eukaryota; Metazoa; Chordata; Mammalia; Rodentia; Spalacidae. Gene Ontology annotation, molecular function: cysteine-type deubiquitinase activity. The record is from RefSeq and is a predicted model, not a curated record. Gene Ontology annotation, biological process: protein K11-linked deubiquitination; protein K29-linked deubiquitination; protein K33-linked deubiquitination.